Messenger RNA from Scedosporium apiospermum, 684 nucleotides. RefSeq lists its product as uncharacterized. The transcript has 3 exons. The coding region runs from base 1 to 684 and encodes 227 amino acids. Lineage: Eukaryota; Fungi; Ascomycota; Sordariomycetes; Microascales; Microascaceae. The record is from RefSeq and is a predicted model, not a curated record.
AUGACUCUAAACCGACGUAGGCGCGAGCUACUCGACGAGAACCUCGCAGUCAGCAGCGGCUCUUAUUGGAACCGGCUCGUCGGGGCUCUCCUUGCGGGGCUGCAGGAACUGGCAGCGUCAUGGAUCGCGAAUGAUCGCAGGCGACGAGGGAGCUACUUCACCAGGCGCAUCGCGAAGACGGCAUUUUACGCCAGCAUCUUCGGCAUGUCGAUCUUCCAGGCCACUACGUGGGCGGUAUCCAAGAUCUUUAGCCUCUUCGCGCCGAGUUUAGGGAUGGAAAUAGCCCAGCUAGUCAGAGCGACCGUCCGUGUCACCGUGGCGCACUACAUAAAACUCUCAUGGAUCUCGACCAUAGCCUGCGCCAUUCUCGCCCGCAUUUUCCUACCCCCUGGAUGGUGGCCGAUGUGUUUCGGCUUCGGCGGCUUCCUCGUGCGCGUCGUCUCAGAUGCCCGGACGAAGAAGCUGCGGAUCAACGCCCGGCGGAAGAAGAGGCUUCGGGAGCUGUCUCCGGAGUACGUGGAAAACCGGGGGACGGAGAAACUCGCCGAGAGUGUUGCCGGAUCUUCGCGUCGGCCUGCGCACGGAGAAGGCGAACUUUUCGGAACGGGGGAGGAGCGGCCGGAUGUGGUUCGUCUCUCCGGAAAGGAGAAAGGGGAAGAGAAUCGGCCGUCUGACAGUGGCUAG